AUGAAGUUCUCAGCUAUCCUCUUCGCCGGCGCUGCCGCUGCUGCUACUAUGGUCGAGCGUCAAGGUUCGGGUGUUGACACUGUCCUCGCCGCCAUCUCUUCCAUCUCUUCCGCUACCACUGCUUUGAAUAACGGGAUCACCUCCUUCUCAGGCGCUGGUGAUGCCCAGACUUCCUAUCAAUCAGUUCAGAACUCUGGUGAUGCCGACUCUCUUGAGGCUGCUUCCAAAGCUGUUAUCGAUGCUAUCAACACUGGCAACACCAAUGUCGGUCCCAUUGGUCAGCUUGAACUCACCGACGCACUCCAGCUCCAGGACCCAACCAAGGCACUCGGUGAGCUCGUAACUCAAACCGUUAACAACGCCAUUUCCAAGAAGGAUGCAUUCACAUCUGCUGGUGUCGCUGGAACUGUUCUCGAGCAACUUCAACAACAGCAAAGCGCCGCCAACACCUUCUCUACCACCGUUGUCGGCAAAGUUCCAGAGGCCGCUCAGAGCAUUGCUCAGGGACUUGUCCAGCCCAUCACUGACGCGCUCCAGAAGGGCGUGGAUGCUUUCCAGGGCUCCAGCAACGGCCCAGGCCAGGGUUCUCCAUCCAGCUCUGAGGGUGGCUCAGAGCCAACUGCUGUUCCGACCGGCUCCGCUCCCGUCACCACCCCAGCUCCUACCUCUGCCGGUCCCACCCCCCCGUCUACUCCACCACCAUUCACCGGCGCUGCCAUGCCAACCGCUGCUGCUGGCUACGGUGUUGCCGCUGCUGUGGCUCUCGUUGCCGCUGCUGCUUUGUGA
Messenger RNA from Pseudovirgaria hyperparasitica, 786 nucleotides. RefSeq lists its product as uncharacterized. The record is from RefSeq and is a predicted model, not a curated record. NCBI's taxonomy places the organism in Eukaryota, Fungi, Ascomycota, Dothideomycetes, Acrospermales, Acrospermaceae. Gene Ontology annotation, cellular component: extracellular region. The coding region runs from base 1 to 786 and encodes 261 amino acids. The transcript is spliced from 2 exons.